CUACACCACAAAUAGACUGGAAUGACGUUCUGACCUGGAUUGGGAGGUGAUAGUUUUUAUAAAGACCAUGAUUCUCUUCCCUUGGUGCCAAAAUGCUUCCCACGUACCUAGUCUUAGUCCAGAAACAAGAUGUGGUGGUUUAUUGCAGUAGCCUGUCUAAUACAAGCUGUUACAAGCUCAGAAGAACUCAUCAAGAAGAAAAGAAACAUGAAUCCCGAAACGUUUAUGAAUAUUAGUCAGUUGAUCCGCUAUGAAGGAUAUCCCAGUGAGGAGUAUGAAGUUCUGACAGAGGAUGGCUAUUACUUGAGAAUAAACAGAAUUCCUUAUGGCAGAGAAAAACCUACAGACAAAGGUCCAAAGCCAGCCGUGCUUGUCCAGCAUGGAUUGUUUGGUCAAGGUAGCAACUGGAUUGAAAAUUUGGCCAACAACAGUCUGGGCUUCAUGCUAGCAGAUGCUGGCUAUGAUGUUUGGAUAGGAAAUACCAGAGGAACAACAUGGUCUCAAAGACACCAGAAAUUUUCAGUUGCCCAAGAGGAAUUUUGGGAUUUCAGUUUUCAUGAAAUGGGCAAAUAUGACCUUCAAGCUAUGAUAAACUUUAUUCUGCAGGAAACUGGACAGAAGCAACUGUAUUAUGUUGGCUACUCUCAGGGCGGCAGUAUGGGAUUCAUAGCAUUUUCUUCCAGGCCACAGCUGGCACAGAAAGUCAAAAUGUUUUUUGCCUUGGCUCCUGCUGUCACCGUUGGACACAUCAAAAGCCCGGUAGUGAAAAUGUUGUUAAUGCCUGAAGGAGCAUUACGGGAUCUUCUUGGCAAAAAAGAGUUCUGCUGGUGGGGUAAGAAUAUGAGGGAGUUUGCUGCCAAAAUAUGCUGCUAUGACUUACCUAAUAGACUUUGUGCCAAUGCAUUUUUCUUUGCGGGUGGAUUCAAUGAGAAAAACAUAAAUAUGAGUCGACUGGAUGUGUACACAGGCCACUUCCCAGAUGAAACAUCUAUUAAAAACAUACUGCACUGGGCCCAGGCAGUUAAAUCAGGAGAAUUCAAAUAUUUUGACUAUGGCAGUGAGAACCAGGCUAAGUACAACCAGUCUGUCCCUCCCUUCUAUAAGAUAGAAGAUAUGACUGUGCCCACUGCAGUAUGGUCCGGUGGAGAGGACUGGAUAGUAGACCCAAAGGAUAUUGAUAUGUUACUCCCUCGCAUUACUAACCUAGUUUACCACAAGAAUAUUUCUGACUGGAACCACUGGGAUUUCACCUGGGGUCUUGAUGCAGCCAAGCGUGUGUACAGUGAAAUUAUUGCACUGAUGGGAAAGUAUCCAUAAAACCACAUAGCAUUGUUCGAGAAUUAGUUAAUUUAGAUUUGAAAUCUACUUUCUGUAUGUAUGCCAAUAGGCUGCUUUUCCAGUUGCUAUUUUUUUGAGUCAAUCAUGGAGCUUGUAAAUGGAAAGGGGGGUUACUGUGAAAGGAUUUAAUAUUUACUUUAUUUCUCUUUUGGUCAUGGUACCAAUUUUUCUCUAUCUUCCUGGUGAAAUACAGCAACCAGGAUUCUGUUACUUAGAAAACUGAAUUAUAUUUGUCAAAGGAAACACUUCUGAAACCAAAACUAAAAUCCUAUAAUGAACAUUACAGCCGUGAGCCAGAAUAUGUGUGCAUGCCUUAAAUCUUUCAGCACAGUCCAUCAUUAGAUGUUAAACUAAUGAGGACAUUUCUCUGGUCCAGUUAAAAUACUAGAGAGCUUUCCUAUGUUACAUAUUAAAAAUAAAUGUUUCUAAUUUGGUAAUCAAUAAUGCAGCCUUUCAUAUAUAGUUAAGACAGUCUGUUAGUUUUACUUUGACCAUUUAUUUUGUAUAGAUACACAUGAAUAUAUAUACAAUAAUAAUAAGACAGCAAAAGCAUGACAGGAAAAAUACACACAUCAAAGGAUGUCCUUGAAUUGAAAGGCUUGUAAAAAAAAGAUAAAGAGAAUCACACUAGGAAGAGAUGAAUGGGGAAAAAAAUCAGUGUCUGGAAUCUAAAACAUUUGUGUACAAUUAGAAAUAUAACUUUAUGCCCUUUUCUCAUGUAAUUUAUAUUUUUACUUCCAAAAAUUGCUCCCACACCUCCCAACAUUUUGCCAGGUCACAAAGCUCUCAGUCUAUCAGCUCCACAUAACCAGCUAUUUCUCCUUUACACUGAAAUCAGUCUUCUGAUAGUGGUCAAUAUGGAUUCCAUCAUCCAUAUGGUGAUAACCUUGUUACAGAGAUUGUGAGAGGUUCUUAAUUUCAGUAAGGGCAUUAAAUGGAUUAACUGAGGUACUGCUCUUCCCCCAACUAGUUCCAUUAUUUGUGGCAUUUGAUUCCAGGUAAGAUAUUUUCACUUGCAUAUCCACACAAUAUCCCCAAUAUCAGAAUGAUCGUCUUCAGAAAAGCCACCUUUUAGCAAUCUGCUUGGAAUCUAAGCUGGACCUUAGAGUCCCACUGCACCCAAUGAUGAACCAGCAGCCUCCUCACCAAGUUUCAUAUCCUCCUCUCCCAGAUGUCCUAGAAUGUGGGGGCAGAUCUCUGUUAUCCCUUGAGCUCAACUCCAGGGGAUGAUUCAUUCCAUUCCCAUGGCUUUGAUUGCAAGACAGUGCAAUUGUAAUAAGCUAUGUGUCCUUGCCCCUCCCACCCUGUGUUA
Molecule: messenger RNA, 2650 nt
Organism: Mauremys mutica (yellowpond turtle)
Lineage: Eukaryota; Metazoa; Chordata; Testudines; Geoemydidae
Product: lipase member M-like
Exons: 10
Coding region: 130-1317 (395 amino acids)
Molecular function (GO): hydrolase activity, acting on ester bonds
Source: RefSeq, a predicted model, not a curated record